UUUGCGUUAGCAGGAGCGUUGCAGUGCCGGACUAGGUGAAGGAGGGGAGACGGGUGUUAGCUAUACAUUGCACUUUUUAGACCUAGGGGAAUAACGUCACUGUCGGUUAUUAAUCACUUAAACUAAAUUUGAUGAUACCCCUUGCCUACGUUAACAUCCCUCAUAUCGCAGCCAGACGGUAACCUGCGGAUUUUUAUUUUUCAUUGUGCAACCAAAGGACCAUUAACACCAUGCCGGCGCAGUGUGCGAACUUAAAAAGCUCCGAUAGCAGUUUUUCCCCGACCCCAACGACUGACAGCACUGCGAAACGCCUGUCCUGGAGUAAACUGAUGCAGAAGCUGACGGACUUCAGCGGAUCUAGCGUCAAUCAUAGCAUGGACUCCGAUUCUGAUAGCUGCAGCAGGAGCGAAUGCUCAGAAUCUGAACCGGCACUCUUGUUGUCUGACGUCUCCUCCUGCGAUGAAUGUGAUCUCUUUUACGAUCCCGUGGAAGAAACACUUUGCAAAGAGGUAGUGCAACUCAUCGCAUGUAGUCUUAUGGACGCUAAAGAUAAUGCCCUAAGGUGCACCAAACUUCUCAUCCCCGAUCAGCUUCUGGAGCACAUAGGUCAGGAGCUUCUGCACUUAGCGGCCAGUGAGCCAUGUGGCCUCCGGGGGGCGCUCAUCGACCUCUGCGUUGAGCAGCAAGACGUUUGCCAGAGUGUGGAGCAGAUCGCCGUGGACCCUUACCUUGUCCCAACCUUCCAGCUCACAUUAGUGCUUAGGCUGGACUGUGGGGGGCUGUGGCCAAAGAUCCAGGGACUCUUCUCCGCUAAAUCACCCUCCGCCCCAACUGUGAGACAUGCCCUUAGACUGAGCACUGGAUUUCGUGUGAUCAAGAAGAAACUGUACAGCUCUGAAGAGCUCCUCAUCGAAGAAUGUUGAAUUCCGAAGACACUUUUUGGGUGGGCUUGUUUGCCAGUAGAUCAAUCAUGAUGAUGGACGCUACACAUCUAGCUUUGACUCAGUUGUGUGACUGUGUUCUGAUCAUAAGCAAUUCAACUGUUCACACUUUAUACCAGUGUCAGUUGUCAAUGGACAGUUGCUCUUCUAUUUCAGUUGUCUCAUGGAAAAACUCCAGUCUUAGGUGAAGGGAAGAAGGUGGCCUGGUGCUACAAUAAUAUUGAGGCACCUUUCCAUACUGGGGUAGGGCUCACAGCUAACAGUGCAAUGAAAAUGGUGCUUCUCUAACACUCUAGACGGUCUACCUCAGUAUGAAGACCAUGGCAUCAUACUCAUAUGGUGACAUUAGCAGUAUUCAAAUGUGAAGAUGUUCAUUUUAAUUUGUGCUGUAACAUUUUUUAUUUUUUUUUUAACUUUUGUACUGUAAGGUGACUCAUUGUUCUAAAGAUGGGGCUAUGUCUAGAAGUUUCUUGACUGGUCAAUUUCAGUAUGUUCACGAUAUAGGUUAUUUUGGGAACGAUUUUUUUUCAUUUUCCUAUGAAUUGUUCACCCGUGCCUCUUAAUUUAUUUGAUGUUCAAAUAUUCACAUUGCACUGUUUUAUACUUUUAUUAAAGUAAUUAUAGGCGACCAAUAAAUGUCUUUUUUUCUAAA
Paramormyrops kingsleyae is the source of this 1593-nucleotide messenger RNA. RefSeq names its product DNA-damage-inducible transcript 4 (gene ddit4). NCBI's taxonomy places the organism in Eukaryota, Metazoa, Chordata, Actinopteri, Osteoglossiformes, Mormyridae. Gene Ontology annotation, biological process: response to hypoxia; negative regulation of TOR signaling; apoptotic process. Gene Ontology annotation, molecular function: 14-3-3 protein binding. The record is from RefSeq and is a predicted model, not a curated record. Gene Ontology annotation, cellular component: cytoplasm.